AUGGACUCGUCUGUAGUGUCCCAGCUGUCUACUCUUUUCCAAAAUCCAAACUUUGUGUCCCAACUUUCAUCGGCCGUCGACGAUAUUAGAACAGAGCACGGGCAGGGUGACCGUCUCUUUCUAAGGGUUGAAGCUUGCCUGAGUAGAACGCCAUCGGCCGCACGCGAUGGAGCCCUUCUUCUGGGAUGCAUUGAUCUCGAUACGGGGCGUCCGUUACCCCAACUGACCCCGACAACGACACCAGAUCCGAACGAAUGCCAGGGAAACAAUCCCCUAACUCCACAGUCCUUACCAAACGACGACAUUGACACCCGUUACUCCAAGCGCCGAAAGACCGUCGGUGGUCUACGGUUAGCCCCCGCGAGUAACGCAUCUACUUCAAGCGAACCCGAAUCCAACAGCGAUGAGCACAGCUCUACUGCCGCUGCAAAUGCGUCGUCACUGAAGCCAUCCAUCCGCCAGGUGCACAGUGACACGCGAUUCCCACAACGCAAGAAGCCUGGCCAUGACUCGGUAGUACCGGUCUUAGAACCCACGUCAACCGACAAGCUGAUCGCGGGUAUAUGGCGCCAGGUCAUUGAGCCCAUUGUCGACAUCCGCACCGGUGCCAGUGGAGAGGUUUUUCGAGCCGUCAACACGCUCUGCCUUAAGUACUACAACCAAAGCCAAUCCUCUCGCGCGCUGGAGAUGAUCGUGCAGGCGUAUUGGAUCGAAUGCUACCAGGCCCGCAUCGCCGUAAUCCGCCUAGAAAAUCCCCACCUCUCAACGACGGAGGCUCGGAUGGUCGCGCUGAAGGAGGCCUGCGCAACGCUCAACUGGAAAGAAAAGGAUCUCCGAAACCGGGUCGCAAUCUGGCGCGGAUACAAAGAAAUCAAAGACGCCGGCGGCUGGGCCAGUCUCAUCUUCGCCAGCGCCGGAGUGUACCGGUUCUGCAAAUACCGCAAUGGGUUCUACGAUGGCUUCUCCGCGCGGCUUCGAACCAUCCAGUCCAGCCUGGAGCUCGUCGCCGACACCCUCCACCCGGAAUGGCGGGACCUGCUGCAGGUAGUCGGGCAGGCGUCGCCCCGGCGAUACCACGGCCAUCCGCAUGAAUGGGUGACAGUGCCGGGCAGUCCGGCGGUCCCGCUGGCGUCGACCUACGCGCAUCUCCCGCCGCCGCACAACGCCCACGACGGGUUCGGUUAUCGAUUCAUCGACGAGUGUGUGGUUGACCUAGCGGUAUUCGGCGCGGACGAUCCGCGCGUGGUCCCCGGACUGGACCCGGGGAUGUGCCCCGCGUGCAAGGAGCGACAGUCGGACGAGAUCGAACAGAACCAGUGCGUGUGCUUUCCGGCGCUGUUUGGGGGCGUGCGCGGCCAUGUGCCGGUGCAGCUAUUCCGGACGGCCAGUGGGAAGAAUAAUGGGGUCGUGGCGCGGUGUGACUUUAACCGCGGCGUGGCUAUCGGUGAGUUCGUCGGGAUCAUCACGAACGGCAUCGAGGGCGUCGAUGUGAUGUUGGGUGGCUCGCGCAGUCGGGGGUACCAGAUCUACCAGGGGCGAAUGGGAAAUUUCACCCGGUUUAUCAAUCAUUCGUGUCGGCCGAACAGCCAGUUCCAGCGGUUCUACUGGCGGGGAAAAGAGCGCAUUAUUGUGGUGUCUCGUGGGGUCUCUGCUGGGACGGAGAUCACGGUGGACUAUUCGGAUCAUUACUGGCGACAGUUGGAUAAGGCAUGUCUGUGUGGGGAGCCUUGUUGCCGGUUUGCGAGGCGAUCAUAG
Aspergillus ibericus CBS 121593 is the source of this 1755-nucleotide messenger RNA. RefSeq names its product SET domain-containing protein. Gene Ontology annotation, molecular function: protein binding. Bases 1 to 1755 code for a protein of 584 amino acids. NCBI's taxonomy places the organism in Eukaryota, Fungi, Ascomycota, Eurotiomycetes, Eurotiales, Aspergillaceae. The record is from RefSeq and is a predicted model, not a curated record. The transcript is spliced from 6 exons.